ACUUCAGUAUCAGUUCUUUAUCAAGCUUCAACCUCAGUGGUUGUCCAAAAUGUUUAGCUCCACGAAAAUUAUUUUGUGCGCAUUUCUUUUGCUGUAUCCUUACGGAUCCCUGAUAGAAGCCCAGGAGGGCAGGCGCUAUGUGUGUCUAUUAUCAGAUCCUCCCAACCAGUGCAGUGAAUAUUGCGUAUCCGCACUGCAGCCGGUCAUCGAUCACCUCUCGAAGGAGCAACAGGACUGGGGAGCUUGCGAGGUGAAAGUUAAUGGAACCGUGGCGAAACUGGAUAAGAUAGAAGACCAGUUGACGGCGACACAAAUCAAAAUAGAAGCCCAGCAAGCAUUCCUUGUGAACAAUAUCUCGAAGGCAAUCGCCCAGGACGACCUUGUGCAAAAACUAAAGGAUAUCGAAGGCAAUCAGACAGUCCUGGGUAAUCAGUUGAAAGAUGGACAGAAGAGAACGGAAAGCCAGCUGACAGCCAUCCAGAAGUCUCUAUCCGAUAUCGAAAGGAAACUCGUGCUGCAGAGAUACCAACAGAUAGGAUCGAGGUAUUUCUACAUCGAACACAACUUACAGGUGAACUGGAGGACCGCCGAGCAGAUGUGCAUUGAAAUGGGCGGCCACCUCGCAGCCUUCCAAAAUGCCCAGGAAUACAACGCCAUAGUGUCCCAACUGAACAAGGCGAACUACUGGCUGGGAGUCAACGACCUGGCCAAGCAGGGCGAGUUUAUAUCCUUGGCCUCCGGAAAGCGAGCCACCUACUUCAAGUGGCGCAAAAAUGAACCCAAGUACAAUAAUCCCACCCAGCACUGCGCCUACGUUUAUGGACACGAAAACAUUAUGAUCGUUUUAUCCUGCACCACUGACGUUAUGCAUUUCAUUUGCCAAUCAGAUAGUGAUGUUUAGUUUUGAAGAAUCAACAUAUGUUUGAAUAAAUAUUCCAAUAGAACCACAAA
Molecule: messenger RNA, 951 nt
Organism: Drosophila sechellia
Lineage: Eukaryota; Metazoa; Arthropoda; Insecta; Diptera; Drosophilidae
Product: accessory gland protein Acp29AB
Exons: 1
Coding region: 50-901 (283 amino acids)
Source: RefSeq, a predicted model, not a curated record